Molecule: messenger RNA, 2806 nt
Organism: Equus quagga
Lineage: Eukaryota; Metazoa; Chordata; Mammalia; Perissodactyla; Equidae
Gene: GFI1
Product: growth factor independent 1 transcriptional repressor
Exons: 6
Coding region: 327-1583 (418 amino acids)
Biological process (GO): regulation of transcription by RNA polymerase II
Cellular component (GO): nucleus
Molecular function (GO): DNA-binding transcription factor activity; RNA polymerase II cis-regulatory region sequence-specific DNA binding
Source: RefSeq, a predicted model, not a curated record
GCCUGAGCCCGGGGCCCGGGACAGGUUUUCCCGCGGAGCUGUGGCGGCAGCGGCGGGCUCGCGCCACCUGUCCGAGUGCCACCUGGUGAGCGCGGCGCAGCGGGGCCAAGCCCCUCCUCCCGCGGGUUUUCCUCGCUCCUCCCCGGCCAGAGCUCUCUCUCCGCCCGGGGGCCCACUCCUGGGCCCCGGAGCGUGCUGACCCGCGUCUCCAUCCGGUUCUCCUCUCGCAGGUCUCCGCCUGGCUGGGGCUGAGCAAGAACUCCGGGUGACAGUGGGCUGACAGUGUUGGGACCCUUGGAGCAGAGUGGGGAGCGCGCCCGACCACCAUGCCGCGUUCGUUCCUUGUCAAGAGCAAGAAGGCUCACAGUUACCACCAGCCGCGCUCCCCCGAACCCGACUAUUCCCUCCGUCUGGACAGUGCACUGGCGCCUGGCGGAGCAGACAGCACCUCGAGCGCAGGCGGGGCGAAGGCGGAGCCCCGGGGCCGUUUGUCCCCCGAGGCGCAGCUGACCGAGGCCCCAGACAGAGCCUCCGCGUCCCCCGGCAGCUGUGAGGACAGCGUCUGCGAUCCGAGCUCUGAGUUUGAGGACUUCUGGAGGCCCCCAUCGCCCUCUGUGUCUCCAGCCUCGGAGAAGUCGGUGUGCCCGUCGCUGGACGAAGCUCAGCCCUUCCGCCUGCCGUUCAAGCCGUACCCGUGGAGCGGCCUGGCGGGUUCUGAUCUGCGGCACCUGGUGCAGAACUACCGGCCGUGCGCGGCCCUGGAGCGCGGCGCCGGCCUGGGCCUCUUCUGCGAGCGCGCCCCGGAGCCGGGCCACCCCGCGGCGCUGUACGGCCCGGAGCGGCCUGCGGGCGGCGCGGGCUCCGGGGCGCCUGGGGGAGGCAGCGCUGCCGGUGGCGCGGGCCUGGGGCUCUACGGCGACUUCGGGCCCGCGGCGGCAGGGCUGUACGAGCGGCCUACGGCGGCGGCGGGCGGGCUGUACCCCGAGCGCGGCCACGGGCUGCACGCGGACAAGGGCGCCGGCGUCAAGGUGGAGUCGGAGCUGCUGUGCACCCGCCUGCUUCUGGGCGGCGGCUCCUACAAGUGCAUCAAGUGCAGCAAGGUGUUCUCCACGCCGCAUGGGCUCGAGGUGCACGUGCGCAGGUCCCACAGCGGCACGAGACCCUUUGCGUGCGAGAUCUGCGGCAAGACCUUCGGGCACGCGGUGAGCCUGGAGCAGCACAAAGCCGUGCACUCGCAGGAACGGAGCUUUGACUGUAAGAUCUGUGGCAAGAGCUUCAAGAGGUCAUCAACGCUGUCCACACAUCUGCUCAUCCACUCAGACACCCGGCCCUACCCUUGUCAGUACUGUGGCAAGAGGUUCCACCAGAAGUCGGACAUGAAGAAACACACCUUCAUCCACACUGGUGAGAAGCCCCACAAGUGCCAGGUGUGCGGCAAGGCAUUCAGCCAGAGCUCCAACCUCAUCACCCACAGCCGCAAACACACAGGCUUCAAGCCUUUCGGCUGUGACCUGUGUGGGAAGGGCUUCCAGAGGAAGGUGGACCUCAGGCGGCACCGGGAGACGCAACAUGGGCUCAAGUGAGUGCCCUGAAUGGCCGCAAGCAGCAGCUACACAACACUACGGAGGGCAGCCUCCCCAUUUGCUGCCACCUAUUUCUGGACUUCUCAGGUCCCCCAGUCCAGUCUGCAGAUCCCACCUGGGUGGCCCCCCUUCACCUUACUUCCAGAGGGGAUAAGUUACCUUUUCAAAGUUCAGCCUGGAGUGGGAACCAAAUGACUCGCUGGGCUUUGGACACAUGGAAUCGGCUCCUCUACACCUGAAGACUGGAAGUCAAGAGGGGAUCAGAUCAAAUCUUGGGCCCCACAGUCCUUCCCAUUCUCGGCCCUGCUUCACAGACAGCAAGGUCCUUCAGGUUUCUUCCCUCCUCCUCCUGACCUACCCCAGAUACUUGUCUGGAGAGGAGGAAUCACAAGGUAGACACAUGCAGAUGUUUUUAUCUGGAAUGAAGAAUGAGUGUUAUUUUUAUUUUUUUUUUCCUUCUGAGGAGUCUGUUGACCCUUUUCUACUGGGUGCUGCCUGUAAAUCUUGGAGGAAUUGUUUCUCCCACUUGAAGACUGGUUCAGAAACUGAUUUUGGGAAGGAGUUUCAUCCUUUUGAAAUUACAAGACACACUGUUGAGCCUGCCCCAAGAAGGAACAGAAGAAAAGUGGACUUGGUGAUGAGAGGAGAUUAGAGGUCGUCCCUCCAGGAGGCCUGUGAAGGCUUCAUCAGAGGAGGAAGAAGCACAGAGCCUUUGGACAAGAUGUCAUCCAUUCACUCUGCAAGUGUUUGUUGACCACCGGUUACCAUGGUACCAGGCGCCACACUAGGUACCGGGGAGCCAGAAGUUAAAGUCUCAGCCCCCAUCCUUCAAAAGCUAACAGUAAUCCCUCCAAGUGGCUGGUUCUGUUCUUUUCCUCCAAAGGAAUUCUGAGAAGACAAAACAGAAUGUUGAAGCUCCCUACUGAUCCGUUUGGAUUUUAUCAAGCAUAAACAGAAAAUAGCUAAACAGAGACUGCAAAGAUUUAUGUGUAUGUUCAGUUUUUUAUUAAGCUGAAAUGUUAAAGAUGUCUAAGCUAGUAGGCGUGUGGGAGUGAAGGCUCCGUCUUCAACUCUUUGACCCUCCAUGUGUACCAUAGAGGAAAAAAGAUGGUAUUUUUACUUCGAGGUUCGUAAACGUUUUUAGACCUUUUGGAGUGCAUUAUGUUUGUUAAUAUAUAUUUAUUAGAGUGAUGUCUUAAGUUAAUAAAGUAUUAAGACUCUUG